AUGGGUGGUAAAUCAGGCCACCUGAGGCUACUGGGGCGCUUGGGCGGGACGGCUGCAGGUGCGAAUGUCGGUCGGGGCGGUUGUGGGGCGGCACGGGAACGUGACUAUACAGUGGAUCUUGGGCGACGUGUGGUGUCGCGAAUGCGCGAGACAGUUCGUCGCAGGCCUACAGAGGAGUUUGAGGCGCUGAUUGGCGUCCACGGCGAGCGCAGAACGGAGCUGGGGCCAGGAGAACACCUGCUGUUCUUCAACCCACGGGAUGUGGCGGCCAGCGCGGACGGAUACCACGAGUACGUGACGCCGGGCGCAAUUACGGGCGCAGUGCGCACAUUCCGGCGACGGAUGUGGGCGCAGGGCACGGUGGAGUGGCUACGGCCGCUGUCACACGGCGUGGAGUACGAGUGCACCGAGAGGGUGCGUUUUGUGCGGGAGGUGGGCGGCACACACUACGUGGGCCUCCAGCGCGACAUCGCGGACGGGGCGGGCACGGCGCUGCGCGAGCUGCGGACCCUGGCAUACGCAACGGGCGCGCCGGACGGGCCACGCCGAGAGGCGGUGGCGGUCCCCGCGACGUGCACCGGGUGUGUUCUGGAGCACGAGGUCGUCGCUGCAUACAGCCGACUGACGCUAAACCCGCACCGGAUCCACCUGGACCGGAAGUACUGCGCCAGCGAGGGUUACGCGGACUUGGUUGUCCAAGGCCCGCUCAGCCUGCAGCUGGCGCUGAAAACGGUCGAACAGCAGGGGUUCGCGGGGCUGCACGGUGUGCGCUACAAGAAUACGAAUAUUAUGUAUGCGGGCACUGCCAUCGAGGUGUGCAUAGGCGUGCCCUCGGGUGGAAAACUGGCGCUGUGGAUCAGAGAUGCGGUGGAGCACGAUGUCAACUACCUGGUUGCCGAAGUGGCGCUUUAG
Messenger RNA from Eremothecium gossypii ATCC 10895, 912 nucleotides. It is a transcript of the gene HTD2, whose product is annotated as hydroxyacyl-thioester dehydratase HTD2. Gene Ontology annotation, molecular function: (3R)-hydroxyacyl-[acyl-carrier-protein] dehydratase activity. Gene Ontology annotation, cellular component: mitochondrion. The coding region runs from base 1 to 912 and encodes 303 amino acids. The record is from RefSeq and is marked provisional. The transcript has a single exon. NCBI's taxonomy places the organism in Eukaryota, Fungi, Ascomycota, Saccharomycetes, Saccharomycetales, Saccharomycetaceae.